CACAUUUCAUAACGUUAAGUAUGUAUAAAUAACAGUCUGCAGACGCACGUGUGCACGCUUCCUCUCUCCACAGCUUCAAGCUACAACGUUCUACAACAUGAUUUGUCUGACAGGAGUGAUCGUGCUGCUCUUUGCAAUGACUGUAGAUGGAAGAGUUGGGAACUCCUCUAGUGAAUCCAGUUACUGCACAGAGACAAAGGAAUGCUUUCUGUUUGACUUGGUUUGUGAGGGAGAUGGUUAUGAGGUACGCCAAUAUGGAGCUGCCAAGUGGGUGACCACAGAAGCUGAAUCCUAUUUCAUGGAAAUUGCAGUUUCAAGAGCAUUCAGGAAACUUUUUAAAUACAUCACCGGAGAAAAUGAGGCUGGUGCUAAGAUUGACAUGACUGCACCGGUCCUCAUUAAAGUCGGUGAUAGUGUGAGCACGUGGCAGUCGUCAGUCUAUGUUCUCAGCUUCCUUCUGCCCUCCAACUACCAGGCCAAUCCACCCAAACCUACAAAUCCAUCUGUGUACUUAACAGAGACUCCAGAUAUGAACGUAUAUGUCAAGAGCUACGGGGGCUGGAUGUUGUCAUUUGUGUCCACAUCACAGGCUGAGAGUCUGAAGACAUCACUGGACAAAGUGCAGGCUACUUAUGAGGAAGGUUACUACUAUAAUGUCGGCUAUAACAGCCCAAUGAAGAUUAUGAACAGGCACAAUGAGGCAUGGUAUAUUGUUAAGGGUGAUCCAGUGUGUCUUAAGAGUGAAUAAUUUCUCUGAGGCUCCUCUCCAACAAGUCUUUUAAAGAGCCACAGAGAACAGAACUGCAUAGCUCCUGUGCUAUAGUCAUAACAAGCUAAAUUGCCUUACAAGUUCUUUUUUUUACUGAGUAGAAGAUAUAUAGAUUGCAUUGUAGGAUAUUACAGUAUAUAAUAUAUACCAGCACAUAUACCAGGGGUUCUUAACUCUGGCCUUUGAGGUCCACUUCCCUGUAGAGUUUAGCGUUAACCUUGAUCAAACACAACUGCCUGUAUCUUUCUAGUAAUCCUACAAACCUUGGUUGUUGUUCAGGAAAGUGGACCUCAAGGGCCAGAGUUGAGAAUGCUUAACAUAUACUAUUGGGUUGGGUUUGGUUUAGAAGACAACAUUAAAAAAAGGUCAAAAAAUGUCAAACUCCAAGGGAUGGUGUUUGGUCUUUAAGCAUUUGUUGUACACACCUGUAUGAAGAGAAAAUAAAAACAUCAUUGUAAUAA
Labeo rohita (rohu) is the source of this 1230-nucleotide messenger RNA. It is a transcript of the gene soul5, whose product is annotated as heme-binding protein soul5. Gene Ontology annotation, cellular component: cytoplasm. Bases 98 to 748 code for a protein of 216 amino acids. Lineage: Eukaryota; Metazoa; Chordata; Actinopteri; Cypriniformes; Cyprinidae. The transcript has 8 exons. The record is from RefSeq and is a predicted model, not a curated record.